Lactuca saligna is the source of this 1017-nucleotide messenger RNA. The record is from the annotation of a GenBank genome assembly. Lineage: Eukaryota; Viridiplantae; Streptophyta; Magnoliopsida; Asterales; Asteraceae.
AUGGCUACUAGCAAAGUCCGAACAAGUAGUUUCUCAAAGAACUUUUCAGCUGCACCUACCUCUUCUGUCCUUGGUCUCAAGUAUGGACCAAAUGGAACAAUCUUUCUUUCAUCAGGCAUACCGGAUCUUGAUAAGAUUUUAGGUGGGGGAUUCCAUUUAGGAAGUCUGGUAAUGAUCAUGGAAGACACUGAAGCACCUCAUCAUAUGCCUUUGUUAAGGACUUUCAUGUCUCAGGGACUAGUACACAACCAACCUGUUCUUUAUGCAAGCCCAAUCAAAAACCCUAGAGCCUUUCUUGGAACCUUGCCAACUACUUUAGUCCCCAAAGAUGACAAAUCUCGUAACACUGAUGCAGAACAUAAGGAUUUGCGGAUUGCUUGGCAAUAUAAGAAGUACCUUGGGGAAAAUAAGCAACAUAACGAGGAGCGAGGUAAUUUUAUGGGAAACCAUGUGGAGUGUUUUAGCCUUUUAGAUUGUUCAAAUCUUGCUGGAUUUUGUGAUAGUUGUUCAAAGUUCAUAUCUCAAUUUCCAAAGAACAAUUGCUAUCCAAUCAUUUUGAAGCCUGUUGUGUUCAAGGGAUAUCAAAUAGGCGGUGCAAUCUGUGAUGGAGCUAUAGGGGCGACUGCCAAAACGCUUAAAUUACCUCGUGAAGAUGAGUUCUGGAGUAGGGGAAUUAGUGCUUGUGCAAUCUGUGAUGGAGCUUCACCAAUUUUUAAGGGUGAAGUUCUUGCUGUUGUUGGAGGAGGUGAUACAGGAACUGAGGAAGCAAUAUAUUUGACUAAAUAUGCAAGACAUGUACAUUUACUUGUACGCAGGGAUCAAUUAAAGGCCUCACGAGCUAUGCAAGACAGAGCACCUGGUUUUGGUGACAGAAAAAGUCAAUAUCUUGAUGAUAUUGCUAUUCUUACUGGAGGCAAUUUGGUUCAGGUAACUGUUGAGAAGGUUGUUUUGGAACAAAGCAAUAGCCAGUAUGAGCUUCAAGGCGAAUACGUGUUGCUGGAGAAUGAGGCUUACUAA